Messenger RNA from Amphibalanus amphitrite, 2469 nucleotides. RefSeq lists its product as uncharacterized. Bases 1 to 2469 code for a protein of 822 amino acids. NCBI's taxonomy places the organism in Eukaryota, Metazoa, Arthropoda, Thecostraca, Balanomorpha, Balanidae. The transcript is spliced from 4 exons. The record is from RefSeq and is a predicted model, not a curated record.
AUGAAGGAAGAUAAGCCUGAUCGUGAUGUGUUGAAAGACAUUAAGAGAGAACUGGAGAUGCGCCUCAACACACUGGACGAGAUCCAGGGUGAUCUGGAGAUGAUGAUUGAAUCUGAGUCAGAAAUGUUGGAUGAUAUAGAGAAAGCUGGAUGCUUCCGUGACUCUGUGGUUGGUGUUAUCUCGAGUGUGAACAAGGUGGUGGCUCGGGGGGAGACUGGGUCUGAGACUGGUGUCUCUGGCAGUCAGAAUGUGAAGCUGCCAAAGCUGAACUUACCAAGUGCUAGUGAGAUGUGGUCUCGGGAUGGGUUUGAUCCUGGUACUGAGAUGGAGUCUGAUGAUGAUGAUGCCGUGUUGAAGGCGUUCAACAAGUCCAUCCAGUAUGAUGGCAGCAGGUACGUUGUUAGUGUGCCCUGGAGGGACAACAAAAGUCAGUUGAUGGAGAAUCGUGAUUCCGCACAAAAGCGGCUGAUGAGUCUAGAGCGCAAACUGGACAGGAACCCCCAGCUGCGAGCUGACUAUGAUUCAGCUCUCAGUCAGAUGGUUCGUCUGACGUCACAUGACCGAGAUGCCCAUCGCUUCCUAUGGAGACAAGGGGGCCAGAUUCGGACCAUGCGGUUCGAGCGGGUGACGAUGGGUGUCGCCUGCAGCCCGUUCUUAAUGAACGCCACCAUCAAGUACCACCUGUCGCUGUACCCAGAGAGUCCGGUCGUCACCGAACUGAAAGAGUCGCUGUAUGUUGAUGACCUGCUGUCAGGCUCGGAUACAGAACAGGGUGCUGUGGAGAUGUUCCAGGAGGCUCGUGAGAUUAUGAGAGCGGCUGGGAUGGAGUUGUCCAAGUGCAACAGCAACUCAUCUGUGCUGGCCGAAAAGUGUCAAAAGGGACAUGUGACGACAGAAGGUGUGAUGAAAGUUCUUGGGGUGACCUGGUGUAAGGAGGAGGAUGUUUUCUCUUUCACAGGAGACGAGCUGCCUGCUGGCAUAGUGCCAACGAAGCGUGUGGUCCUCAGCAUGAUGGCGCGGAUCUUCGAUCCAGUGGGAUUUUUGACGCCAUUUAGUGUGGUCGCUAAAUGCCUGUUUCAGGAGCUGUGGGAGCUCCAGCUGGAGUGGGACGAUGAGCUGCCGCCUGAAUAUGCAGAGGUGUUCACCAGGUGGUUGGACGGUUGUCAGAUUUUGAAGAAUCUGAAGGUUCCACGAUGUUUCACAGUGCACUCUGUUUCAGACUGGUCAGCUGCACCGUCUCUCGAGCUGUGUGUAUUUGCUGAUGCAUCCCCAAAGGCGUAUGGUGCAUGUGUGUACAUCCGUAUCAAACAGCCUGAUGACUCGUACAGCGUCUCCUUCGUCAUGUCGAAGGGGAGGGUGGCCCCCCUGCGUCAGCGGCUCACGAUGCCGCGCUUGGAGCUCUCGGCCUGUGUGCUGGCGGCUCAACUGGUGCAGUUUGUUCGUACGGCACUGCACUUGCCUGAUGACACACCGUACAGGUGCUGGAGUGACUCCAUGAUUGCUCUGGGAUGGCUACGUGGUAACCCGAGCAGGUGGAAGCAGUUUGUGUCCAACCGGGUCAGCGAGAUCCAACGGCUUACUGACACAAAGAACUGGUUGCACUGCAGGUCAGCCGAAAAUCCGGCGGAUCUCAUGACACGCGGCCUGUUAGCAGAGGAUCUGGUGGCAUCCCCUGUGUGGAUCAGCGGACCCGACUGGUUGAGGGAGGCUGAUGGUGAUCCGAGUGUGAUGCGAGAGCCGGAGGUUGGUCUGGAUAUGACCGAGAGCACUUCUGUCCCGCAGAGACCAGACGCAGAGCCGGGUUCGACUCCGGACCAGGGACAGGACCUUGACACUGAUGGUCAGAAAGAGGCUGAUUCUCUGGAUUCCCUACCAGAGUCAAUUGUUUGUGACAAUGUUGGCGUUUUCACGGCGGCGAGUGUAGCAGCGGGUAACACAUCCGAUUUUCUGCAGGUGGAACGCUACAGUACGCUCAGCCGAGCAACCCGUGUCAUGGGCUGGAUCUUGAGAUUUGUUCACAACGUGAGACAAAGUUCGCAGCGCCGUCAGGGAGAUCUCUCAGCCGAGGAGUUCUCGACGGCUCGCGUGGAGCUGUUACGCUUGGUGCAGGCGGACAGUUACCCUGAAGAACUGAAACUGCUCAGGCAGGGCAGUCCGGUGCACCGAAGUUCCCAGAUUUACAGACUGACGCCGUUUCUCGGCGAUGACGGGCUGCUACGUGUGCGCGGCCGUUUGCAGUUGUCAGAGUUUUCCUACGAGGAAAAGCACCCGGUGAUUUUGCCAAAAGGUCACCUGGCCGUCCUGAUUGUUCGUGAGCAGCACCUGUGUAUGAAGCAUGCUGGUGUGUCAACUCUGAUAACUGCAGUGAGAUCAGAGUUCUGGAUCGUGGGUCUGCGCACCAUCGCACGGCGGGUCGUGAGGGGAUGUGACGCGUGCCGCAGGCAGGAUUCUCAGCCGUGCUGCUGCUGA